AUGGACGUAGAUAAAUCAAGCUGCGACUUUGUUUUUGAAGACUUCAAGGAGUCGUUGAAGCGAUGCCAUUUCUGCGCAAUCGACCAGGAAAUGACGGGAGUGGAUUGCAGCGGGAAAUCUCAGUCGUGGGCAACGGGGCUGACGGAUCUUUACGAGGAUUCUCGUGAAGUGGUUGAUCGAUACAUUGCGUUUCAGUUUGGUAUUGCCUUAUUUACGUUAAUUGAGGAAGGCGUGUAUGAAGUGAAGCCGUAUAACUUUUACUUACGAAAGACAUCCGGUGACUUUGUUAUGAGCUCUGAAGCCAUAUCAUUCUUGGCAUCCCACAGCAUGGAUUUUCAAAGGUGGCUUUUGUCCGGUAUGCCUUAUUGCGACAGAAACGAAGAAAAACGUUUACGUGAAGAGGAAUCGAAAUCCUUAUAUUCGGAGGUAGAAGUUAAAAUUGCUCAAUACAUCUUAGAAAAAAUUGUGCAAUGGUAUCAUGAUUCCGAAAAUAAAACAGAGAAAAUGGUACUAUCUGACGUCCUCAUUACUCCAGAAGUUGAGGCAUUACUAUUUUCUCAUCUCUCAGUGCAGGAAGUAUUCGUCGAAUUAGAAUAUAGUAGGCAACAACGAUUCUAUUCUUCGAUUGAUAUUUCUGUGCAGCGCAUUCCAGCUAAAGAUUUUGAGCAUCACAUUAAGAAUGUGAAAGAAGUAAAAUUACCGGAUAUUUCAAAGAGACUGGGUUUCCGACGUUUUUGGAACUGUAUUACGGAUUUUAAAAAACCUAUCAUUGGCCAUAAUUUUUGGUUGGAUUUGAUGUUUAUGCUUCAUAUGCACGAGGCACCCCUUCCAGCAAACUAUAUUGAAUACAAAAAAGAACUUCAUCAAUUAUUUCCCUGUGUAUAUGAUACCAAAACCCUUUCUCGAGCUAUGGCUACGAAGAAUCCGUUCAAAUCCUUGCACUUGGAGGGAUUAUACCGAGAAUGUUGCAAACACAAUGAAGAUGCUGAGAAUUCGCUUGUGUUUAGGUCUCCACCUGGAUAUCACUUCUAUGACCCAAAGUGUACAGGAAGUGGAGCCCGAGCACAUGAGGCAGGAUAUGAUGCGUACAUGACUGGUGUUGCCUUUGCUAUUAUAAAAGAUAUUUACAGAAACAAAAAUGGAUUUGAGUUAGGAAAGUGGGAGAAUGUCAUUUCGGUUUAUGGAAGUCACUAUUAUAUGAAUAUCACAAGCGAAGACUUUUUGAAGACAAAGACUACGUUUCUGGUGGAAUUUGAAAAUGAUCUUGAAAAGAGCUUUGUAAGGUUUCUGCUUUCUUCAAAUGAAAACGUGAAGGUGCAAAAAAUGGAUCAAGGUGCCGAUGGAUUCGAUUGCCAUUUGACCUUUGACCCUAGUGCUGAGGGGAAAUACAGAAUGGUUACUGUGCAAUUUAAGGAUGAUACAACAAACGAAGAAUCUGUACAAAGUCGCAUCCAUUUUUCUGCGACGCGCUUAAAUGCGUUGCUAAAAAAUAUGAUAGGCGAGAAGGGUAUUGCUUUACCAGAAGUCAAAAGAGUUGUUCGCCUCGUAUAA
Trypanosoma grayi is the source of this 1551-nucleotide messenger RNA. Its product is annotated as ribonuclease. Gene Ontology annotation, cellular component: cytoplasm. NCBI's taxonomy places the organism in Eukaryota, Euglenozoa, Kinetoplastea, Trypanosomatida, Trypanosomatidae. Gene Ontology annotation, molecular function: 3'-5'-RNA exonuclease activity; RNA binding. The record is from RefSeq and is a predicted model, not a curated record. The coding region runs from base 1 to 1551 and encodes 516 amino acids. The transcript has a single exon.